AUGCCAUCGGGGAAGUCCGGUGCUCGCCCGAAAAUCAAGAAGGAGGUGAUGGACAGUGACUUUGAGACCCAGUCCCGGAGGCACGAUAUGGAACAAAGUCGACGUUCUGAGCACUCUGCUCAUAUAAGACGGGUAGCCGCGGAGAUGGCAGCGGAGGCGGGUUUCAGCGGCGGGAGCGCCAGAGAACAAGCCCCGCCCGCCAUGAUUGACAGGUCACCAAAUUCAGACGAAAAUGGCGGCAGGGAACGACUGCAAGUUAAGACUCCGAAAUAUUCAGGGAAAGCAGACUGGGAGGCCUUCUAUGCCCAAUUUGAACUGUUGGCUGGGGCAGCUGGCUGGUCUGUAAAAGUAAAAGCACUCCAGCUGGCUCUGUGCCUUACUGAUGAUGCCCUGUCAUGCUUAUUGCUGUUAAGCCCAGCUGAGAGAGAUGAUUAUGGGGCUUUGGUUGGGGCCCUCCGGAGGCGUUUUGGACAAUGUAGCCAACCCGAUGUCCUGCGCUCAGAGCUGGCUAGCCGACAGAGGUUGACAGGCGAGCCACUCAGGGGGUUGGCUAACGAUAUUGAGACCCUGACAAGACGAGCUUACGCCCAUAUGCCCCCUGAAGUACAGAGUGAGCUGGUCAGGGACCAGUUCAUUCGUGCCCUGGCUCCCCGAGAACUUCGCGCACAGACACAGCUGGCACAUCCUAGAUCCCUGCAGGAGGCACUGGAGCUCGCCCUAGAGAGAGAGGCCGUAGGUUCAGCGUCUGAGAGUGGCCCCAUUGUGAGGACAGCAGUGCGGGAGGACCCAGGUCAGGAGAGGCCUGCCUGGGUUGCUGAGCUGACAGAACUGAUCCGAGCUGUGACGUUACAACCACAACGCGGCGGUGCCCGCCCGCGCCGUGGCCCUCCAGUGUGCUGGACGUGUGGCCAGGCAGGCCAUAUCAGUGUGCGGUGCCCCCAGAACUCGGGCGGUCAGGGAAACGCUCCGGGGUCUGUGUAA
Molecule: messenger RNA, 981 nt
Organism: Knipowitschia caucasica
Lineage: Eukaryota; Metazoa; Chordata; Actinopteri; Gobiiformes; Gobiidae
Source: the annotation of a GenBank genome assembly